Messenger RNA from Larimichthys crocea (large yellow croaker), 1924 nucleotides. Its product is annotated as tetraspanin-7. Gene Ontology annotation, biological process: regulation of vascular endothelial growth factor signaling pathway. The coding region runs from base 95 to 844 and encodes 249 amino acids. The transcript has 7 exons. NCBI's taxonomy places the organism in Eukaryota, Metazoa, Chordata, Actinopteri, Sciaenidae. The record is from RefSeq and is a predicted model, not a curated record. Gene Ontology annotation, cellular component: plasma membrane.
AUCAGAUCGAACCAAGAAGUGGCGGGAAAACAAAGGCAGGAAAUAGAAAUAAAAAAUAAAAGAGGAAACACAAAACAAACUCAAGAAUGUCACAAUGUUACUAAAUACUGUUGUGGAAAUUUUCCUGCUGCUGGUGAAGAAUGAAGACUUCUGCCGCCGACAAGAUUUUUAUUUUCUUUGCAAGGAAAAGGUCAGUCAACGCGCGAGCGGUCAACGUUGGAGAAAGAUCUCGAAUAUGGGGACACCUGGAUAUUUCUACCUGAGGGGCGUGUCCUUCCACAUCCCUUUGUCUGCUCAAGGAGACGCCCGUCAGGACGGCCUCUUCUGUCUGUUACAAGUAUUGGUGCCGCCCCCGCUGCUACGUCCCGCACCUGCAGGAUCCUGUAUUCAGUUUGCAGGAUUCAUGGUUGGUGGAAUGAUCGGCAUGAUGAUCAUUGGCAUCACCGCGGCUAUUUGGAAGAACGAGCUCGAAAAAGAAUUUGACACUGACUCUUCCACUGUAGCGGAGCUCAAGAAGAAUCUCAAUGAACUGCAGAUAGAGGAGAGUUGCUGUGGAUUUGAUAGCGUCUCGGACUGGGGUGAUGAAAUCCCAGACUCCUGUGAGUGCGAGCCUACUCUACACGAUGCAUGUCAGGCCAAACCUCAGGGAUCAGAAGGCCCAGACCUAGUCUAUAAAACGACCUGCGGUUCCAUAGUUUCUGAUAUGUUAAACGCCUACACCAUAUUUAGGGGUUUAAGCUUUGGAUUGGCUUUCACCGCAUUGAUCGGCCUGCUGAUCUCCCUCCUGAUGCUCCAUCAGGUCAACCGCCACGACGACGUAAGAAAUACCAUCACCUACUACUGAAGGGACCUCUGACCUUUAACCUCUGCACUGUAACAAGAGGACUUAUUGGUCGUGGCCUCUUUCAUUUUUUAUUAUGGCUUUUAAGAGAGUGCGAGUGAAAUUAGGAGACGGAGAGAUGAUUAGCUGCCUUUUUAUUGUAGAAGAUGUGAAUCAUUGUAUCUCUUUUGUGUAAUCAUGCUGUUACAGCGAUGUAUCGAAGAAAAGACUCAGUUUCUAAACCCGUUUCUAUCUCAGCCGUCACCACAUGAGACCGCAGCUCUGAGAAGAGCUUUGUUUUUUGGUUUUGGUUUUUGGUUUUUGGUUUUUGGUUUUUGGUGUUACUGAUUAGAGAUGGGCACCAGGCGUUUUAAAUAGAUGAUGGAAGGUUAGUUCAAGGUUUGUCCUGCAAACCAAACAAGUAACAAGUAACAGUAUUAAUCCAACUAUUCAAUAAAUGGGAACCUGCCACACAGGAACACAUGAACGCCUGUUGUCGAGAACAUUGAUGCUUUACAGUGGAUACAACUCUUUUAUAAAACAGGUGAUCCAUGCUUCUUUCAGCAUUUCUGCAUUAUUCAUAUCAAUGUCUUUGUUUUGUCUAUUUGAUUUAAGUCUCAGCAGAUUAACAUGCAUGUCAGUGCACAUCACAUAAUAAAGCAGCAUGCUGCCACCAGACGGCAGUGCACACCAGCAGCUGCAUGAGGAACCGUUUACUUACUAUCUCUGUGAUCCAGGACCUGGAGUUUAUCUUCACAGUUCAUGCUGGUGUAAGAAACAUGAAUCUAUCCGUCCAUGCACGUGUCAGGGAAUAACUGUCUCUGAGUGUUUCCUCAUGUUGUCGGCUCUCUGUAAAUAAAAUGUCCUGAGAUGACUUUCGUUAUGAUUUUAAUGCAGUAUAAAUAAAAUGAAUUGUCCAAUCACAGAGCUGAUAAUUGUGUUGUGUACCUCUAAGGCCGUUAUUCAGUAUAACGGCACGACUCCGGGUCUGUUAUUGCUUUUUAUUUAACGGUUCUGAUGAUCGAUUGUUUGUUUAAUCAUUUAUGUGACUGGUGCUGCACUGCAGUGCAACACAACUUGUAUGAAUAUGUUCAACUGUCUUUA